Messenger RNA from Stomoxys calcitrans (stable fly), 1860 nucleotides. RefSeq lists its product as uncharacterized. Bases 43 to 1713 code for a protein of 556 amino acids. The transcript has 4 exons. Gene Ontology annotation, biological process: fatty-acyl-CoA biosynthetic process; long-chain fatty acid metabolic process. Lineage: Eukaryota; Metazoa; Arthropoda; Insecta; Diptera; Muscidae. Gene Ontology annotation, molecular function: long-chain fatty acid-CoA ligase activity. The record is from RefSeq and is a predicted model, not a curated record.
UUCUCGGCUACUGUUUCAUUUGUAGGUGAAGGUUUCAACAAAAUGGUAUUGCAUCCAUUGACGGAAAGUUACUACGAUGCCGAGCAAAAGAUAUGGCGUGGGCCCCAACGCAAGGAUAUAUACAAUGCCGAGGUGACCUUGGGCGAAGUCAUUUACGAGGUGUUGAAGAAGAAUCCUCAGAAAAUUAUUCAUAUACAAGAUGUUACAGGGGAGAGACUGACUUGUGAACAACUGCUCAAUUAUGCCGAGGCUUUAAGUAGAAGUCUCCUAAAACUUGGUUUGAAGUCUGGUGAUGUAAUCGGGUUGUAUGCCAACAAUUGGACACACGUGACCACUUUGAUGUUAGCCUCCUUCCUCUGUGGCACUCCGGUGAAUGCUCUAUAUCCGGGCUUCGACAAGGAAAGUGUUGCUUUAAUUUACAAACUAACGAGGCCAAAAAUAAUAUUUUGCGAGACUGACAAUUAUGGAAUAGCUCUAAAGGUUAAUGAGGAGUUGAAUUUAAAGGCGCCCCUGUUUCUACUAAAUGGAGAAAGCUGUGAAAAGGAUCUUGGUCACAUUAGAGAUCUAAUAUCACUGGAGACGUGGGAGGAAAGCAUCGAUUUUAAAUAUCCUUGUCAGGACCUGAAUGGAGAUGAUACGGCAAUGAUUUUAUGCUCUUCGGGUACCACUGGCACUCCUAAAGGUGUUUGUUGUUCCAGUCGCGCUUUACUUAAUCAAAUGGUUUUUCCGACCCUUAAAUCAGACUCAGUGGUUUGCAGCUUCAGUACGUUGUAUUGGGCCUCAGGCCUAUGGACCCUGGUGGCUUCUCUAACGAACGCAUGUCUUCGUAUUGUUACCAGCCAACCCUAUUCGUGUGAUUAUUUUCUAGACCUGGUGCGUCGUUACAAAAUAACUCAUAUGAUAGCAGCAUCCGCCAAUAUGUCAGAGUUGAGCCUGUAUGAGGAUGUCAGUAGAAUACAACAGUGCCUGGAAUCCGUUGACACUUUGCUGGUAGGAGGUUCAAAAGUUCAGCUGGCUGUGCAAGAGAAAAUGAAUGAAAUUUUAUCCAGUAAUACCAGAACACAGGGCUUCACUGUCUCCUAUGGCAUGACAGAGUUAGCGGGCAUGCUAACCUCGAAUGGUGGCUUCCCAUCAAAGCGCUUAAUUGGAUCUGAAGGAAAAUUGGUAGCCAACAAAAAAGUUCAAAUUAUCGAUAAGCAGGGCCAUCCACUGGGUCCCAAUGAACAUGGUGAAAUUUGUAUAGCCAUGCCUUAUAGGUGGGCGGGAUACUUCAACAAUGAGCAGGCCACUCGCAAAGCAGUGCAAGGCGAUUGGCUGCAUACCGGCGAUGUGGGUUUCUUUGACACCGAGGGAUUUUUGCAUGUUUGCGCUCGUGACAAUGACGUCUUCAAGUCUAAGAAUUUCCAAAUAUAUCCGCAGCUUAUUGAGGAAGUCAUUUGUCGCAUACCGGGUGUGGCAGAGACUUGUGUUUUUGGAAUUCCCGACUUUGUGGCGGCAAAUUUAAUAGCCUGUGUGGUAGUGCGCACUGGCAAUGACAUUGGCUUGCAUUUGACGGUCAAAGACAUUGAGCAGCAUGUCAAGGCUCAUAUGGGUAGCAUGUAUCACCUUAGUGGUGGCGUUUAUUUUGUGGAUGUCAUACCAAAAACAGGUUCAGGUAAAGUACAAAGAGCCAAGGUCUUGGAGCUGGUACAGAAACUAAAAGACCUCAAAUGAAAUCCAACCUUCCGGAAUAAGUAUUGUUAUGUAUAAUUUGUAUGUUAAGCCUAUCGUAGAGAUUGCAUGAAUUUGCGUGAUCUAUUGUAAUUUGUUUUUAUGAGUUAAUAAUAAUAAAAGUUAAAAAAUUUAUCUAACUCACACAAA